AUGAAAACUUCAAAGAUUGUGAAUAUUGUUUUGUUUGGGUUAUUGGGUGUGGCAGUGUAUUCCUGUGCUGCCAGAACGCUCCUCGACAAAGAGGUUAGCGUUGACACUUUAGACGACAAUGGCGUUGGUGGUGUAGCUUAUGCUGCUGUAGGACGAGGCUAUGGUGGUGGUGGUGGUGAAGGUGGUGGAGGUGGCUAUGGAGGAGAAGGAGGAGGAUAUGGCAAAGGUGGAGGAUAUGGAGAAGGGGCUGGUGCCGGGGGAGGGAGUGGUGGUGGUGGUGGUGGAGGCAGUGGUGGAGGUGGAGGGGGUGCUCAAGGUGGUGGUUAUGGAGGAGGAUAUGGUAAAGGAGGUGGUGAAGGAUAUGGUGGGGGACCUGGGGGUGGUUAUGGUGGUGGUGGUGGAAGUGGAGGAGGAGGAGGGGGUGGUCAUGGUGGUGCAGCCGGUGGGGGUGGAGCACAUGGCAGUGGUGGAGGAGGAGGCGGAGGAGGUGGUGGCGGUGGCGGAGGUGAUGCAAAUGGAUCUGGUGGUGGUUACGGUGGGGGGCAAGGGAGCGGACACGGUGGUGGAUAUGGUGGAGCUAGUGUAGGAGGGUACGGUGGAGGAGGUGGGAGUGGCGGGGGUGGUGGAGGUGGUUCCGGUGGAGCACAUGGAGGUGGAUAUGGUGAAGGAUCAGGUGGAGGAGGUGGGGAAGGAUAUGGUGGUGGAGCAGCUGGUGGCGGUGGCGGUGGUGGCGGUGGUGGUGGUGGUGGCGGCGGAGGUGCUAAUGGCGGUGGAUAUGGACACGGUGGAGGAAGUGGCGAAGGCAGUGGGCAUGGUGGAUAUCUCCCUUAA
Molecule: messenger RNA, 831 nt
Organism: Arachis stenosperma
Lineage: Eukaryota; Viridiplantae; Streptophyta; Magnoliopsida; Fabales; Fabaceae
Product: glycine-rich protein DOT1-like
Exons: 2
Coding region: 1-831 (276 amino acids)
Source: RefSeq, a predicted model, not a curated record